Paecilomyces variotii is the source of this 1388-nucleotide messenger RNA. Its product is annotated as GDSL Lipase/Acylhydrolase family protein. The record is from RefSeq and is a predicted model, not a curated record. The coding region runs from base 351 to 1142 and encodes 263 amino acids. NCBI's taxonomy places the organism in Eukaryota, Fungi, Ascomycota, Eurotiomycetes, Eurotiales, Thermoascaceae. The transcript has 5 exons.
AAGAAAACAUAUUGUAUUUCGAACAAAGGAGCAGCAACUGGCCGAACGCGUGACAGAUUCGGGGCAACGGCACGAGCCUCUUGUUGACCAGUAAUGAGUCUAACGACCGUAGCCACAAAAGAAAAAAAAAACCUUGGGACGAAAGAGCCCCCCACUCCAACAAUUGGGAAGUUGGAGAGAGCUCAGGCAUCUGAUGUAAGACUCCCGUCCCUGGGGAAAUUCAAUAUAUUAAUCCGCGCGGGGGACGGGCUAUCGUAUAAUCGAAUUUUCUGUAUAGAUUGUUCUUGCUAUCAUUUCCUUUUUUUCUCAGAGAGAUUUUUUGGGACGCUAGCACAUCUUCUGCAGAGAGGAUGUCGACCGACGAGCCCGUCCUAGGUGAUUUGGAGAAGUCUGUGUCGUGUCUUCCUUACGACCAGUUUAUCCUCUUUGGGGACUCCCUGACUGAGUUCUCUUGUAAUCAGGAGCAGGGGUUUGGAUUCCACCCAGCCUUGCAAAAUUCCUAUAGCAGACGCCUCGAUGUCGUCAACCGAGGGUUCAGAGGAUACACUACCGCGCAUGCCAUCAAAGUCUUUCCUAAAUUCUUCCCAGCACCCCAGAUAGUGCGCGUUCGACUUAUGACAAUUUUCUUUGGUGCCAAUGAUGCGGUUUUGCCAAACUUCGCUCAACAUGUGCCACUUGAAAAGUACAAGGAAAAUCUGAAGGCGAUCAUAAAGCAUCCUGCGACCGUAGCUCAGGCCCCAAAGAUCUUGCUGCUCACAGCACCGCCUAUUAAUGAACACCAACUGGUAGGCUUCGAUGCGCGGAAAGGAUUCUCGAGCCCGAGCAGAACUGCGGGAAAUACAAAACUCUACGCAGAUGCUUGUCGUGAAGUCGGUUCCUCUCUUGGUAUACCAGUGGUCGAUAUUUGGACCGCAUUCAUGAAAGCUGCUGGUUGGCAGGAAGGACAACCGUUAGUUGGAUCCAGGGAUCUCCCGAAUAACGAAAUCCUCGCAAGUUUGCUAUCAGAUGGCUUGCAUUUCACACCGGAAGGUUACAAAAUCAUGUAUAAUGAGGUGCUAAAUGUUAUUCGGACGGCAUACCCCGAUCAGGAUCCGGAGCAACUCCCCAUGGUUUUCCCUGGAUGGGAACAGGCCCCAAAAUGAGGAGCCUUAUGGGGACAUUUUGGGAGGCUUUCUUCGUUUGGCGGGGACGGAUGGCGGUAACCUGGGACUUUAGGGGCGUAAGUAAAAGCUGGGGAAAAGCCUUUGGGUUUUUUGAAAAAAAGGCCACCGCAGGUGUAAAUUAGCCAUAUAAGUAUCUAAAUAAGGGGGCCGGAAAGUUGUUAAAGCCUCUUUCUUUUGCUUGUAACUUAUGUCGUGGGUUGAACAGGUACCAGUGGCAAGCGGUCU